GCACGGCCUAACACAUAUACCCUCAGCUCGCUCCGCCAUGUCUCCUGCGACCGACACCGAAGAACAGCAACAACAGCAACAACAGCAGGAAAAGUCUGGUGCGUCGUUGCUGAAGGAGCGUAGGUUCAAGCUGAGCAGGGCGUGUGAUCGUUGUCGCCGCCGAAGAAUCAAGUGCGACGAGGGCCACCCAUGUCAGGCUUGUCUCAGCGCCAGCUCUCCUUGUACGUUCGAGGAGCCGGGGAAGCGAAGUCACCCGCACAAAUCAAAACGGACAGCCACACUGGAAGACAGGAUGCACCACCUCGAGAGCCUCAUCCAGGCCAUUCCCCCAGCCGUCUUUGCUGCUGGUGGAUCUUCCGCGUUCGCAAACAUGCCCAGUACCUCUAGUGAUCCGACGAGUCCUCACGCCAUUCUCGGAUCAUCGACUCACGCAUUUCCGCCCACAGCGCCUCCACCGUCACUCAACAUCUUCCCCCUCAUGAAUCCGUCCACACAUUUCACCCCUACCGUCAACUCGCGCCACCCUAGCCCUAAUGCUGUAGGGAACGAGACCAGUAGCACCGACGGGAUGCCCGAAGAUACCGCCCGCAUGUGUCUAUCCUCGUCAUACUUGUACCUCGACGAUGAGGGCUAUACGCGAUGGCAAGGCGAAACUUCUGGUCUUCCCAUUCUCGAUCUUCUCGUCGAGCGGCACCACCCACAGCCAAAACGAGAACGGGACCCGAGUCCACAGGAGGAAUCCUGGUCGACGAAGAGCCCGUACGCGACUUCGGGCCUGUGGUUCCCAGACCGCACACCGAAACGGACGGAUAUCAACCCAGAGAAGAUCUGGAAGCUGAUCACGUCGUUCAUCAGCCCGGAUCUCAUGGACAGCCUGGUGCAGUGCUAUCUGUCCACGUCGUACUACCUGAUGCCGUUCCUUCAUAUUCCCACAUUCCUGAAUGAUUACGGUAAUCCUCAAAAAUGGGGAGAGCCAGGCUUCGCUGCCUUCAUCGUCGCCGUGUGUUGUCUUGCCUCACGCCACAUCGACGAUCCCCGCGUUCGUGCCGAUCCGAGCGACGGCAUCUCUUCUGGUACUCAGUGGUUCGAACUCUUCGCCAAACUUCGAACUCUCCCCGCCGCAGACCGACCUACAGUAUACACCGUCCAAGCCGUCCUAGUCGCCGGUGUUUACGCCAUUGGAUGGGGCAAGCUCUCCCGGGCGUUUGCCCUCCUUUCCGAGUCCAUCACGCUCUCCGUCGACUCUGGCCUCCAUCGAUCCGCGGACGCGUACGACAUCUUCGACCCGAUCGAGGAGGAAGUCAGGAAACGGACGUUCUGGUGCGUCUAUAUGUGGGACAAGCAGGCGAGCGCGCAUUUUGGUAGGCCACCGAUGGUCAGGCUAAGGGAUUGCGAUGUGGCCGAGCCGGCGGCGGUGGACGACGAAUUCAUCACGCAUGACGGGGUGGGGCCGCAGCCGCCGGACACGGAGAGUAGGAUGGGAGCCUUCGUUUGCGUUUUGCGGUUCUUUGUCGUGCUGGAGUCGGUUCUGGACACGCCACCACCGAAGUACUUUGGCGAUUCCUCACCAUUCUUGCAUCGAGUUACAGGGAUCCUGUCCGGUUUCCGUCGACACAAGGGCCUGCGCGAGGAGGAGACGCUGCUGGACGAAGUCUGUGCCUCCGUUCCCCCGCACUGGGGACAUUCGCAGGAGACGAUGUCGAGCGACGAUGUGAUCCAGGUUACGCACGCGGAGAGGAUACAUUGUCUACACCAGUUUGUGAGGAUGCUCAUCAUGCGCCAUCGGUUUUCGGAGCUGGUGGCGGUGAGAGCAUCGACGGGCGACCAGGAGCAGACGGACGUUGAAAUCAACGCCAUGUCUGUGGCGCACUCCUGCGCACUCCAGAUCGUUACCGCCCACCUGCACAUCGCCACCAAGGGUCUCAUGACAUACUACGGCGUUCAUGUCAUUCAUCAGCUCACACAGGCAGGCCGAACUCUCGUAGCCUUCCUACUCAAUUGUCAAGCCGAGUCUCUUCGUCCGCUUAUUACUCCCGCACUCGACGCAUUGCGCUCGUGUGUAGGCCUCCUGAAGCGUUUCAGUAAUCGCUAUAUCUGUGGCUUGAGAUCCGGGGACCUCAUGGAGGAGUUCUGCAGAAUCACUCAAAUCCCGCUUGACACCCCAUCGCUCUCACAGGAAUUCCCACAAACAAAACCGCUUCCUCCAUGGAUUAGACCCGUCCGGAAAAAGACUCCCUCGGCACCUCGGUCAUCGGGCAGUCACGAGUCCCCACAGGACAACACGUCCGAAGCGUUCUCCCCGAGCGACAUGUUCGUCGACCUCUCCGUCUUGCCACCUGACAAGAUCGUACCUUCCAACGGUCUGCCCAUGAACAGUCCCACCUCCCCGCUUCAACGUAGUAGCACUAUCAGCGCAAACGGGAACGGGUUCGGUUCUGGUUCGACGGUGCCUACUUCGCCGAGGCAGUAUACCUCCGUGGCGAACCAUGCGCCACACUUUAUGGAUACUUCGGGCGGGGUGGGAGAUCCAUUGAAUAUCAAGUCGGAUCCUGCGUUGGCUUUGACGCCGGCGGAGAUUAUGGCGCUGUUUAAUGAUGGCGGGAUGGAUAUGGCGAGCUUGUUCCCUUCGUCGUUACCGAGUGAGUUCUUGGGCGACGAUUUGGGAGCGGGUGGGAACACGCUUUACUCUCAGUCGACUUCAACGGCAUUCGGGAAGGGAAGAAGGGCUAGUGGGAGUAAUGGGGAUCUGUCGGGGCUCGUGUCGUCGCCAUAGCCUACGCUCGGGGUCCUCCUUGACUUUCAUUCUGUUUCGAGUCUCGUCUUCAUAAUCCUCGUCGGUGGACUUUGGUUUGGAUCCGUUGGCCGUGGUACUACUACUACCAGUAUGCCGUGCUUUGUGUUUGUAUAUUUUCGAAAUGGUCCCUUCAUCCAACGGCGGACCGCGCCCUCGUUGAGUCUUCGACUCGUCGUUUGUUCUCUUGGUCUGUCUACGUACGUUCGUCUGUCGUGACAGUUGUAUCAUUAUCCCUUAGGUUCAGCUUCUUGCUCUCGAUCGCUUUUCCCUUCCCUGUUCAAGUUCCUCUGACUCGGUUGUCGUACUCCGUUCUCAUGGUUUCGUGCCGUGCCCCCCGUCGAAGUCAUAAAUAAUUGUAUGUUGAGCGUACUUUCUGGAUGUCAUGUAUCUCUGUCUCUGACCCCUGCUGUUCUUCGCGCAAUUUCUGAAAUUGAAUG
This is a messenger RNA of Stereum hirsutum FP-91666 SS1, 3231 nucleotides long. RefSeq lists its product as uncharacterized. The record is from RefSeq and is a predicted model, not a curated record. Bases 38 to 2773 code for a protein of 911 amino acids. Gene Ontology annotation, molecular function: zinc ion binding; DNA-binding transcription factor activity, RNA polymerase II-specific; DNA binding. Gene Ontology annotation, biological process: regulation of DNA-templated transcription; DNA-templated transcription. The transcript has 8 exons. Lineage: Eukaryota; Fungi; Basidiomycota; Agaricomycetes; Russulales; Stereaceae.